UUUUAAAGAGCCUUCUAAUUCAGGGGGCCUUUUUUGUCCAGUUAUGAAGCCUUUCAUUGUACUAGCACUCUGCUGUAGUUUUUUCUCUAGCAGAGCCACUCCUCUUCCAUUUGAGUUUUUGGACUGUGAUGACCCUGAUGUCUUUAAAGCUGUCGACACAGCGCUGAAGAAAUACAAUGGAGACAGGGCAACUGGUAAUCAGUUUGCUCUAUACAUGGUGAUGGAAGCCAAGAGAACUGCAGGUCCUGACACACAAUUCUAUGUGAAAUAUCGAAUACAAGAAACCUCCUGUGCCACUGAUGAAAACAAACUCUGGCAAGAUUGUGAUUACAAAAUACCUGCAGAGGCUGCAAGAGGAGAAUGCACAGCUCAAGUUCACAUGAAUAAUGAUGAAAAACCAAGUAAUGUUUCACAACGUUGUAAGAUUUUUCCAGCUACGCCAAAGGUAACACUUACUGGGGCUACGUGUCUUGGAUGCUUUCAUCCUAUAUCAAGUGACAGCUCAGAAGUGUCAGAAAUUCUGAAACAAGCCAUUCAAAAGUUUAACCGGCACAGCGCUGAACCCAACCUUUUUAAGCUUGUGGAAAUAAAAGAAGCUAAAAGACAGGUGGUAGCUGGAUGGAAUUACAUAAUUAAAUAUGAAAUCAAGGAGACCAACUGCUCCAAAGACCAAUUUCAAGAUUUAACUCCAGAGUGCAAAACCAUUUCUACAGGUCUUGUAGGUAAAUGUGAUGUCAAAGCAUUUCAAAAUCUUCACUCGCAGAUCGUAGAUACUGCAAGCCAAUGCAAGCUUCCAGUUGAACACACGGAAAUUCCUCGCACUGGUUGUCCAAAGACUAUCCCAAAAGACAGUCCAGAACUGAAGGAACUACUGAAGGUUUCUAUGGAGAAGUAUAAUUCAGAGAGCAACGAUGAUUUCUACUACAAAAGUGGAGAAAUAAAAGCAGCAACAGUUCAGGUGGAUGCAGGACAAAAUUACCAUUUAACAUUUUCAGUCUGGAAGACAAACUGCUCAAAGAAAGAGUUUGAAAAAUUUAAUGAAGACUGUGAAGCCAUAUUGGACAGUGCACCACUGCCAUGUGAAGCACAAAUUCACGUGACCCUACAGGAGAAUAAAACCUUUCCCCAGGUUAACUGCUCUAAAGAACGGUCAAUGGCUGUACUUCUAAGGCGGCCUCCUGGAUUCACACCUUUCCGAAGCUUUGCUGCGCUAGCCCAGCCAAAUGAAGUUUUGUGCUCUGAUACAAAUGAAGAUGAGCAAAGACCUAGCAAAGAACCAGGAAAAGAUGGUGGACAGGAACCAGAAGGUGAAGGUGAAUCUGAGCAUAAACACAGGCAUAAACAUGGGCAUAAACACAGGCAUGGACAUAAAAAAGAUCAUGAGUCUGAAAGAAGGCAUAGGCAUGAAAAUAGUUGUAGGCACAGAACUGGCGAUGGGUGUGGGCAUAAAAAACACAGUAAAAAUGGUAAACACAAAGAUCCAAAGCUCAGAUCUUCUGAGGAGUCCAGUGAGAGGGGUUUUAAUCAAAACGAAACCCUUUCAUCAUCCAGUGCUGAAACAGCGUCAGAGCUAGUUAAACCUGGGGUUGUGAGAAAGGAAACCACUACACCUGUAGAACCACUAGUUCUUCCUGAUAUUUCUUUAUUUAAUGGGUUGCCAGAUCAUGCAGAAUCUCCUGCUCCCAGAUGUCCUGGAAGACCAUGGAAACGAAUUAUGGACCUUCCCAGAGAAUUCACAAAUGAGGAUCUUUUGCCUUCUGCAGUAGAAAACAUCAAUCCAGCAACAGAAAACUCAACAUCUCCCCAAAACAUAGAGAAAGACCUUGAUCUCUCAGAUGCUUUACUGUAA
Molecule: messenger RNA, 1849 nt
Organism: Eurypyga helias (sunbittern)
Lineage: Eukaryota; Metazoa; Chordata; Aves; Eurypygiformes; Eurypygidae
Gene: KNG1
Product: kininogen 1
Exons: 10
Coding region: 44-1849 (601 amino acids)
Biological process (GO): positive regulation of cytosolic calcium ion concentration; negative regulation of endopeptidase activity; negative regulation of blood coagulation
Cellular component (GO): blood microparticle; extracellular region
Molecular function (GO): cysteine-type endopeptidase inhibitor activity
Source: RefSeq, a predicted model, not a curated record